UCGGGAUAGUAAAAAAAAAAUAUAUCUGUCACUGUCACAGUCGAUUCCAUUUUUAAAUUGAAAUGGCGGCAAAGGCGGAACCAAUUGGGCCAAGAAAUGGUCAUGAAUUGGCUCCAUUAAACACGAGGGCAGAUGGCUCUGAAAGGCCUCAUGGAGUCACAAUAGUACUUCAAGGAUCGAGGAACUCCUUACAAAGAGAUGCUCCAGAGGAAGAUAGGGCUGCCUGGUCCGGGAAACUUCAGUUCUUUUUAUCCAUUAUUGGUUAUUCAGUAGGGUUGGGCAACAUUUGGCGGUUUCCGUAUCUGUGUCAACAAAAUGGCGGAGGAGCAUUUCUCAUCCCCUUCUUCAUCAUGUUAAUACUGGAAGGCAUCCCCCUGUUCCUUAUUGAAAUGGCGAUUGGUCAAAAAAUGCGCCUCGGCUCCCUUGGAGUCUGGAACACCAUACACCCCUGGUUGGGCGGGAUCGGGAUAGCCAGCUGCGUUGUCACGCUGUUCGUUGCUUUGUACUACAACGUCAUCAUCACCUGGGUCUUCUUCUAUCUCUUCAACAGUAUUCGGCUUAGCGCAGACCAGCUUCCUUGGGCACACUGUCCUCAAGACAAUGGAACAGCUGAAGCCGAGUGUACUAAGGCCUCAGCCACUGUCUACUAUUGGUACAGGGAGGCCUUGGACGCGUCUCCGAGUAUUGAAGAACCUGGCGCUCCUCGUUGGUGGAUUGUCCUUUAUCUGCUUCUGGCUUGGAUUAUCGUCUUCUUCAUUGUUAUGAAGGGUAUCCAGAGUAGUGGUAAGGUCGUAUACUUUACGUCUUUGUUUCCAUACGUCGUAUUGACUAUUUUCUUCGUCCGCGGCAUAACGCUACCAGGGUCAGCUGAUGGUAUCAUUCACAUGUAUAAGCCGAAGCUCCAUAAAUUGCUAGACCCAACUGUAUGGCUUGAUGCGGCUACUCAAGUCUUUUAUUCAUUUGGUCUAGCUUUUGGAUCUCUCAUCGCCUUCGGUUCCUACAACACCCCUAACAACAAUUGCGUUAGGGAUGUGUUGCUUGUGUCCGUAUGUAACGCUCUGACCGCAAUCUACGCUUCUGUUGUCAUCUUCAGCAUCCUCGGCUUCAAAGCUUACACGAUGGUCGAAAAGUGCAUUACCAAGGAAAUAAAGGUACUGGCUAUGCACCAUAUCGGUGGUUUUAUGUUGAAUUCGACGCAAGAAUACUAUGAGGAGCAGUAUCCGAAUCUCCCUAACAACGUCACUUCCGCACUGAACCUUACCGGAUGUGCCAUGAGCAAGCAACUGGAUGAGGCAGCAGAAGGCACAGGUCUUGCCUUUAUCGUAUUCACGCAAGCUAUUCUAAAAUUGACUCCAGCUCCUUUCUGGUCCAUCAUCUUCUUCCUUAUGUUGCUCUCCCUGGGUCUCGGCAGUCAGAUCGGUAUUAUGGAGGGCAUGCUCUGCACCAUAUUUGACAUUGAUUUCUUCAAAAGAUUCAGCAAGCCCGUUAUUACUGGUUUCGUCUGUACCAUAUGCUUCUUCGUGGGCCUCAUCUUCACGACUGGCGCGGGCGAGUACUGGCUGAAGAUGUUCGACUCGUUCGCUGGUACCAUCGGCCUCGUCGUGAUCGCUCUGCUCGAAAUGAUCGCCGUCAUCUACAUCUACGGACAUGAAAAAUUCUCUAAUGAUAUCUACGAAAUGACCGGCUAUCGUCCUGGACUGUACUGGCAGAUCACCUGGCGCUACGUUGGACCUUUCAUCGUUUCCUGCAUCCUGCUAUCUUCGCUUAUCUUUAUGCUGCUCAAUCCGCCGACUUAUGGAGCUUGGAAUGCAGCAGAGGGUCGAGUGGAAAAAACUCCAUACCCAUCAUGGGUUCUCGGCAUCGCAGUAGCCAUGAUUCUGGCAGGUGUCCUCCCUAUACCUGUGGUGCUUCUGCUGAGAAGAUUCCAAUGCCUCGCCCUGGACGUGGACAUCCACCAGGGCUCUAUCAGGAGGAUCGAAACCACCGUUUCCACCAAAGAGAUGAUGAGCGAUCAGGAUUCAUCAGAUUCAGAGCAAACUCCACGCACGACCGAUCGCUUCGAAGAUUCUAGCAGUAGUGACGAGGAAAUUCUAAAUGCAAAAUAUUCAACCGGAACUGGUAUACGGUUAGCCAUGAAACCGAUCAAUUAUAAUCCCAAUACAUUUAAGAUGGACGUCGUUGACUGAUUGAUUUAAUUUAAAUAGUAUAUAAGUAAACGUUUUUAGUGUUAAAUCACUUUAUAUUUAUUAAAAUAUUUUUUUUUAUAUAUAUGUUUAAUUCUAAGUAAUUACAAAAUAUUAUGUAAUUUAAUAUUAUAUUUUCAAUUCUAUAUUUAAAAUUGAUAAUAAUUUUAGGCUCUAUCCGGUAAUGAGAACGAUUACGUCUUAAUUUAAAACUUAUAUAAUAAAUCGAUUACAACUAGAUUACGAAAAAUACGUCACAAAUAACAUUUUUUUUUAUCAAAUUCGUAUUUGAAUUUCGAACUUGUACGCAACAUCUAUCGAGCGCAGUUCUAAUAUUUUGUGUUACAGUAAUAUUUCCAGUUCGACUAAAUUUCAUUUGACGAAAAUUUUCAUAUUAACUCAUUUAAAACAAUACUUUUAAGUUUGUUUUUCUAAUAGAAAAUUAAUUGUCUCUUUGUUGAAGAAUGUUUUUUUUUUAAAUUAAUGUCUUUAUUGAAAAUUAAAAUUACUUUAAAUUUAAAUAUAUAAAAUAGAUCCCUUUUAACAAAAAUGUCUACACUUUCGAUGACGCUGAUAAAAGCUGUUACUUAUAAAACUAAUGGUGCGCCUAAAAUUGAUUUACAUAUAAAAUGAUUUUAUUAGAUAAAUUUUAAUGUAAACUUUCAUUUUCAUUAAAACUGUAAAAUGGCAACACAAUUCUCAGACAUUUUUUUUUUAUGGAACGUUUAAAACAGUUAUAACAAAACUAAUCAUAUAAUUAAAAAAAUAACUCAAUUUUUUCAAAUGUAAGAAUUACUAUAUUAAAUAUUGAGAUUUUAGGUUUAGACAUAGCUUAUUAGAAGCAUUAUGAUGUUUUACUAUAAAUCGUUAUCAAAAAGGUUAGGUCUGGUAUAACCGGCGUUUCACUGUAAAAUAGAUUUCGGCACAUAGAUAUAACUAUUUCGAUUUAAAUAAAAGGUUUUGUAUUUUUUUUUUCAACGUAUCUUGUGGUAAUUUGUCAUACCUGUUAUUGAUUGUAGUUCUACUGAUCAUUAUAAUACAGUACUCGAUUAAAAAUUCUUAUUAGUAUUUUUAAUAAAAUAUUUAAAGGAAAAUUUAAUUACCGGUACUAUAGAUUUUUUUUUCUAAUAUCGUUAGGCAGUUUACAAAUAACAAGUAUCUUCAAAAAUAAAAAAAAUAAAAAAUUGACAUACAAGGUUGGUAUUGAUAUUUUUAAGAGAUAUCAAACAAAUCAAAUAACUAUAAUUUACGUUCGAAUAUAAUUUUAAAAGCUUGAUAUAACUAAUAGGAUUUAUAAAGAAAGAAAAUAGUGUAUUAAAGAUUUGACAGUUCCGUCAUUUGUUCAAUUGGAUUUAAAUAAUAUGUUUUAUUAUGGGCUGAAACCGCAGAACUAAAGACAUAAAAAAAGAAAAAAAAAAACAUGUUUGAAGUGCUGUUGUCACUAAUAGGUUAUAAGAAAUUAAAAACUGUUUCGCAGCAUGCUAGUCAUAGUCGUUUAGGUAAUAUAGUAUAGAUUAAAAAUGACCCAACUGU
This is a messenger RNA of Vanessa tameamea, 3716 nucleotides long. RefSeq lists its product as uncharacterized. The transcript is spliced from 11 exons. NCBI's taxonomy places the organism in Eukaryota, Metazoa, Arthropoda, Insecta, Lepidoptera, Nymphalidae. Gene Ontology annotation, biological process: sodium ion transmembrane transport. Gene Ontology annotation, cellular component: plasma membrane. Bases 63 to 2186 code for a protein of 707 amino acids. The record is from RefSeq and is a predicted model, not a curated record.